Humulus lupulus (European hop) is the source of this 1095-nucleotide messenger RNA. RefSeq lists its product as uncharacterized. The transcript has 2 exons. The record is from RefSeq and is a predicted model, not a curated record. The coding region runs from base 1 to 1095 and encodes 364 amino acids. NCBI's taxonomy places the organism in Eukaryota, Viridiplantae, Streptophyta, Magnoliopsida, Rosales, Cannabaceae.
AUGCCUUCACAACCUGAGAUGAAUCCCAAGGAGAAUGCUAGUGCAGUAACUUUGCGAAGCGGGACGCAAUAUGAUCCACCUAGUCCUCCAAUGCCUAGUAAAUUUUCAUCCAAGCCACAAGUUGAUUGCUCCGUCAAUGAAGAUGUUCCUUCAAAGCCAACCGCCCCUACACAACUAAACCCUAAGCCUACUUUUGUCAUCCCACCUCCAUUCCCAAGCAGACUAAAGAAGACUAAAAAGGAAGAGGUUGACAAGGAAAUUCUUGAUACAUUCCGAAAGGUAGAAGUGAAUAUUCAUCUUCUUGACGCUAUUAAACAAGUGUCGCGCUAUGCCAAUUUUUUGAAAGAGUUGUGCACUAAUAAGCGUAAGUUGAGGGGUAAUGAAAAAGCUAUGAGGUAUCCAAGUGAUGUACAUGUUGUUUACUCUCUUGAUGUGUUGGAUAUCCUUUCUCAACGAGUUUUAGAUUUGCAUAGUGAAAGUUUUUUGGAGGUUGCAUUGAGAGAGCAUCUUGUGUUGACCGAUGAAGAUUUUUCUCAUGAGAUCAUGGAUGUCAUAACCACACUCAAUAGUGGUUUUGACAAGAAUUUUAAGAAGGUUGCAUUUCUUAAUUUACCGAUUUCUAAUGAGAAAUUCCAGCCAUCAAUUGUUCAUGCUCCUACACUUGAAUUGAAGCCACUUCCGGAGCAUCUCAAAUAUGUUUACUUGGGGAAGAAUGAGACACUUCCAGUUAUAAUUGCAAGAAAUCUUAACCAAGUCCAAGAAGAAAAAGUAAUGAGAGUACUCCAAGAAUAUAAAACAACCAUUGGUUGGUCUAUUGUUGAUAUUAAGGGGAUUAGCCCUUCUAUGUGCAUGCACCGAAUUUUACUUGAAGAAGGGUCUAAACCAACACGUGAGGCGCAACGGAGAUUAAAUCCACCUAUGAUGGAGGUUAUGAAAAAGGAGAUACUGAAGCUCCUUAGUGUGGGUAUUAUUUACCCAAUUUCAGACAGUCAAUGGGUGAGUCCAGUUCAGGUAGUGCCAAAGAAGUCUGGAAUCACAGUGGUAAAGAACGAUGAAAACGAGCUGGUACCAAAAAGAAUGCAAACCGGGUGGUGA